AUGGACUCCACAAUCUCGCCAGAGCAGUCUCAACGACUCGACGCCUUCGAGAAAAUUCCCAUCGCGGACUUAAACCCCGACCUUUCCAACCCGGCUUCUCGAACCGUCCGUGGUGUUGUCACCAUCACCUGGCCGUAUAAUUCCGUGCAGAAAACGUUUUCCUUCAUCCUCGCUGAGCCCGACUAUCGUCUGCGCCGUAACAAGGGUCAAGUUCGCAUCAGUUUCAGCGGGGCCUCCGCCAAAGCCGCCGGGGAUAGCGGACUAAGCAGUGGCGAUGAGAUACUUGUGAGCCUGGAUGGCGCCGAGUGGGAGCCUGAACAGACUAGGAAACGCCAAAGCCUGCCCGGCGCUAGCAUCGACUGGCAUUUAAAAUUUGCCGAGAAGCUGCUGCUCCAGGUCACCGUAUCCGAGACAAGAGAAACCCAACUCAUUAUCGUCCGCCAUAAUCCGUCAAUAGAGACUGCUGUGCCGCAACAGCCCGUUGAAGCAUCGCCUGCUGAGACCAACCACGCUGAGGUAUCGCCAGUUCUCGACCUCGAACCUCUCACGCCGCUAAGCAAACCGCGCAUCGAAGAACUGAAAGAUGGCGAAUUCUCGUCCCCGGCGUUCAUCAAGAGGGCCCGAAUGUCGUACGGCUCUUUAUUUGAAGACGGGUAUGACAUAUUUGAGGAGGAUGGUGGAGUGAAGGGGAGGGGUCGGAAGAGGUCAAGAUUUGGCCGUGAAAGUGGUGCAUGGAAAUAUACCAGCCAGUCUCCUAGCCCCGAGCUCGCAUCGCCCCCGGGAGACGACGUCGUCUUGCCCCCGGCACCUGAAAUGACAGAUGAAGGGUGUCAAACUAUGGAGCUCGACUUCGCCAUGCCUUUAUCUGCACCGCCCGCAACGCACCCUGACGAGGUACGGAAGAGCCCGAAACUAGCGAUAGGGGAGGAACAGAGUGCCGCCCUUCGAGGCGACAUGGUGGACCAUGGCGUUCAAAGAGACCUCCACGGUGCAUGGCUGAUUCCAACCCCCGCGUCCCUCCCGCCAUUCCUCUCUGGUCCAGCUCCUAGUACUGGCUCUGAGCUGCCUGCAUUCGAACCAGGCACUGCAUAUGUCCACACAAACGACUUCCCAGGAGAAUGGAAUCCUAGGCCAGUAGAUCUGCCGAUCGAGGGAUACGGACAUAACCUACCUGUGCCACUAGAAGACUACCCUGCAAACGAAUAUGGGGUUGUAAGAGCGAGAACUCCUCUGCGCUCGCCACACUCACCGCACAAUAUUACCGUCGAGCAUUCUGAACAUGUGCCUGGAGGUGACCAUCCUGUCGAGGAACCGCACUAUCCAAUUCUAGAGGCUCCCGAAAAUACAGCAUACCCGCCUUUAGACAUUGGAGAUGAAGAGCGAAAUCACCAGCUUCCACACGACACACAUCUCGAUUACCCGCCGUCCUAUUUGGGUGAGAGCCAGCACUUCUCUCAUCUAGAUUCCAUAGUUAGCAAACAAGAUACCACGGGCUCAAGGACCCUCUUGCCUGCGAAGGCAGGAUCGUCAUCCUGGGCAACGAUUAACAACGGACCACACGUGACGUCGGAGCUGCAUUCUGAUCAACCCGAAAGUGCUGAGGGUAGAUCUCCCGAGAUUCCGGUUGUCAUAAACGAGAGCGAUUCAGACGGCGAGGAGCCGCCUCUAGUUGCUUCAAAUGAGGUGGUCAUGAGUGAUCGCGCCGAUGGCAACUCGAUCCAAGACGAAGCGGAGAUUGAAAAUGAAGCGGACGCCCGGUUUUCAGACGAUGAGGCCGAGCAUGAUGAGGAUGAAAUAGGCGACGAUUAUGAUAUAAGAAACUACACCGGACCGGACGACGAUGAGGACGACAGCCAUGACGAAGAUUUGCGACCACACAAGCCGGAACCUGAGUUUGACGAUGGCGAAAGCUGGAGCGAGGAGGAUGAAGAACAGGAAGAGUCCGAUUGGGAAAGUGGGUAUGAGGUGGAUAAUAGACUAACCAAUCCUCAACCGCCGCCCAAACUCGUCCAGUCUGAACCUCAAGUCAUCGACCUUAUCUCUUCAGAUGAGGAGAGCGAAGAGGAUGAAGCUACUGCGCCUCAACCGGAACACGGAGAGGUCCCAAGUAAUUCAUUAGGGAGUGAACAAAAACUAAUGCUGGGGCCCAUGCCUGAUCGAAGACUGAUAAUAGACGUCGGGAGUGAAAGUGACGAAGAGAUGGCAGAGGAAGAUGAGGAGGUACCGGGAGAAGAAGACGAUGGAGACAUAGAAGAAGAGGAGUUACUAGACGAAUAUGACGACGACGACGAAGAGGAGGAAGAACUACGAGGCGAAAAUAGCGAUUCCGAAGGCCAAGACGGACCUAAGUGGACGCACCCGCCCGUUGGACGAGAACCGGAAACAUUCGCCGCCGAGAACGAAAACGCUCGCCUACCUCUAGAGCAGAGCAGUGUGGGAGAAGAGGUCUCGAAGGUUGAAGACCCGAGGAAAGUUUUGGUAGCGGCAUCUCUACAGCAACCCAAGAGCCCGAAGAGUUCGGAUGCGAACGAACUUUCUAAAGAUUCGAGAAACUCGCCGGAACCCGACGAGCCUCGGUCUACCGCUACUCGCGCAGAAGAUGAAGACAACACCGUAGCAGGCGAGGGAGCCGAGAAGGGAGAGGGGAACUUUGCUCCCAACUCUGCAGCGGAAGGGCUCGAGAUUCUGAGCCGAAUAGUUGAAGGCGAAUUAAAUGUUGAAGUCGCACCGCCUGUGGGGCCAACAAGCGGUGUCGAUCUCGAUAUUACGAUGCCCGAAGCCGGUGGGAUCUCGGUUGACCGUGCGAAACAGCUAGAGGAGACGGUUGAAAACGACUCCCAGGAUAUCCAAGGGGAUGAGGAGCCGAUUGACAUGGUCCCUACUUUCCCACAUGCCACUUGGAAUAUACCUCCCACUAUACCUGCCGAGGGCGAACGAGCACAGGUAGUUGGCCCAGCAUCUCCUCCAUUUACGGAUUCGUUCAGAUCCCAGCUCAGCGAGGGAAAAACGGAAGCAGUAUUAGAAGAAACCGUCACUGCGAAACCACAGAUACCAUCUGCAUUCGACCAACUUACACCUCAGAACACGCAGCUCCCGGGCAACGGUACAGUUGCAGAUAAUGUAACAAGUGCCCUAAUGGAUGUUGACGAGCCCGAUGAAAUUGACAAUACAGCGGAAUCUGCCGAGAUCGUCCACGUACCUUCAUCAACUACGGAGCAAACGCCUAGCACGGAACAGGUAUCGACAGCGAUUACGGCUCCCGAGCUGGCUGUAGAGAAACCCGUUGAAUACGAUGCGCAGCAACAGCGAACAGCUUUGGAACGUGACGUCUAUGGCGUAUCGAGUCCCGGCCGUGUAUCGAGUCCCGACCGCGUACCUGUGUCGCCGAGCCUCAGCUUCCAAACACAGGUUGACGCUGGUGAAUUCACGCAAAUCAGCUUUGUCGAUUCUAUACCCGGCGUCGAGGUCGGGGCUGAGGCCGCGAAUGAAGCCAAAUCGGAUUUCGAAGCCGGCGUCCCCGAUGUUAGUCCGUCAUUUAGGUCGCAGAUGGAAAUUGACGAAGAAUUGCAAGCUAGCAUUAUUAUGGAGUACGCCGACGAAUCCGACGAGGGUACGGAUGUAGAUACAGAAAGGGAUAACGAAGCCGAUGGUCAACUAGAAGACCGUUCAGACGAGUCCGAUGAAGAAGAUGACGAGGUCGACAUGGUGCCCGAGAAACAGAGUUUCGCCGCGAAUCCCCCCCGUCCGGACCUCGGGCUUCGCGAAGAGCAACUCGCAGAACCUCCCCGACCGAUUUCCACUGCUAUACCGACCGAUGUUGGUGAUCAAGUACUACUUGAGGAUCCGAGUAUACGACUCGCUCGCGCUGCCAAUGUAGCCAAGCAGACCCCCGAACAGAACGAGGUAACAUCUAUGGUUCAUCCGGAUCCGAAACUAUUCCCCGUGCACGAAAGCUCGAGCCCCGGAGCAGAGGAUGCGAGCGUGCGCCUGUCUAGAUCGUCUCUGAGUAGGCACUCGCAGGCGGAGGAGGAAGAUAGUCGGAUGACGACGGCCAAGCUGAGACUGGUGCGGUAUCUCCGGGACGAGUUGCCGGACUGCAGUUCUCUCAGGACGAUACAGCGGCAUCUACAGAUGAAGCUAGAAACGAUUGCGGUUGCGGUGAUGCGACCGCCAGACCCCCGUCGGGCCAAGGGCGGCCCGCGCGAGUACAUGAUGUCCUUCACCAUUACGGACCACUCGAUCGGGCCCUACGAGGUGGUGGAAGUGCAGCUGUACCGGCCUCAUAAAGAGCGGCUGCCGAUCGUGAAGACGGGGGACGUCGUGCUCCUCCGGAACUUCACGGUGGUCGCGCUGCACAAUAAGGGCUUCGGGCUCCGGACGAAUGACGAGUCGAGCUGGGCCAUCUUCGACUACGAGGGCGAGCCGGCGCAGAUCAAAGGACCGCCGGUGGAAUACGGAGAGAGAGAGACGACGUACGUGACGCAUAUGCGAGCGUGGUUCCACCUCUUGGACGAGAAGGCUCGGGCGAAGCUCGAAGAUGCCAACAAGAAGAUUGUGGAGGCCGGCGGAUCUAAGUAA
This is a messenger RNA of Durotheca rogersii, 4578 nucleotides long. RefSeq lists its product as uncharacterized. The transcript has 2 exons. NCBI's taxonomy places the organism in Eukaryota, Fungi, Ascomycota, Sordariomycetes, Xylariales, Xylariaceae. The record is from RefSeq and is a predicted model, not a curated record. The coding region runs from base 1 to 4578 and encodes 1525 amino acids. Gene Ontology annotation, cellular component: chromosome, telomeric region. Gene Ontology annotation, molecular function: DNA binding. Gene Ontology annotation, biological process: telomere maintenance.